This is a messenger RNA of Diplodia corticola, 1545 nucleotides long. Its product is annotated as nitrate transporter. The record is from RefSeq and is a predicted model, not a curated record. Gene Ontology annotation, cellular component: membrane. Gene Ontology annotation, molecular function: nitrite transmembrane transporter activity; nitrate transmembrane transporter activity. The transcript is spliced from 3 exons. NCBI's taxonomy places the organism in Eukaryota, Fungi, Ascomycota, Dothideomycetes, Botryosphaeriales, Botryosphaeriaceae. Gene Ontology annotation, biological process: nitrate transmembrane transport; nitrite transport. The coding region runs from base 1 to 1545 and encodes 514 amino acids.
AUGUUUGGCCUGUCUCUGCUCUUCCGGGCUCCGGAAGUCAACCCCAUCAACCGCAAAGCUCGGUCUAUCCCCGUUCUCAACCCGCUCGACCUUUACGGACGCGUAUUCUUCUUCGCCUGGUUUGGCUUCAUGAUCGCCUUCUGGUCGUGGUACGCCUUCCCGCCUUUGCUAUCCGACAUCAUCAAGGAGGAUCUGGGCCUCUCACAGGCCGAGAUUGCCAAUUCCAACAUCAUCGCCCUCGUGGCCACACUUAUUGUGCGACUGAUUGCUGGCCCCGCCAGUGACCGCUUUGGGCCGCGCUGGACAUUCGCCGGAUGCUUGCUGCUGGGUGCCAUCCCCACCUUCCUGGCCGGAUCUGUCCACAAUGCAACCGGUCUGAUGGUGCUCCGUUUCUUCGUUGGCAUUCUGGGCGGGAGCUUCGUGCCAUGCCAGGUGUGGACGACGGGCUUCUACGACAAGAACAUUGUCGGCACCGCCAACUCGCUCACUGGUGGCCUGGGCAACAUGGGCGGUGGCAUCACCUACUUCGUCAUGCCCGCCAUUUACGAAUCCCUGGUGUCUGAUGGCCUGCGCAAGCACGUCGCUUGGCGCGUUGCCUUCGUGGUCCCCGGCAUACUGAUCACCUUCACCGCCAUCGCCAUGCUGUUGUGCACGCCCGACUGCCCGACGGGAAAGUGGUCGGAACGUCAGGCCGUGGCUGACGCUAACCUGCGCUCACACAGCGUCAGCGACGGUGGUGUUGUUGACGUCCCCGGCUCUCUGACCGGCAUCCCGGCCAAGGAGAAGAGUGGCACGCAGUCACCCAUUGGCUCUGUCUCAUCGACCAAGAAGGGGACCAUCAUCCUGCCGUCGGACAAGGAGGCGCAGAUCAGCGAGGCACAGAUGCUCGAGGCGGCCAAAGGUGAAGUGGUUCAGAAGCCGUCGUUCAGCGAGGCCAUGAAGGUGCUCGUCUCUCUCCAGACGCUCACCCUCGCCGCAGGCUACUUCUGCAGCUUCGGCUGCGAGCUCGCCGUCAACAGCAUCUUGGGCUCCUUCUACGCCAAGAACUUCCCGUCGCUCGACCUCCAAGAGCGCGGCAACUGGGCCGCCAUGUUCGGCCUCCUAAACGGCGCAUUCCGACCGCUGGGCGGCCUCGUCGCCGACCGCGCCUACGCCGCGACCAACGGCAGCCUGUGGGCGAAGAAGGCGCUGCUCCACGCCUACGGCGUCGUCACCGGCGCCUUUCUCAUCGCCAUCGGCGCCGUGAAUCCGCACAGCGAGAGCACCAUGUUCGGCUUGGUGGCUGGUAUGGCCUUUUUCCUCGAGGGUGGCAACGGCCUCAACUUCGCCCUCGUGCCCCACGUCCAUCCUCACGCUAACGGCAUCGUGUCGGGCGUAACCGGCGCGGCGGGAAAUCUGGGUGGUAUCGUCUUCGCCGUCAUUUUCCGCUAUCAUGGCACCGAUUAUGCAAAGUGUUUUUGGAUUAUUGGGGUGAUUAGCAUUGCGAUGAACUUGGCCGUCAGCUGGAUCAGACCGAUUCCAAAGGGUCAGGUUGGUGGUCACUAG